AUGGCAGUUUCUUCCCAUGUUCGAUCUAACAGCUUCCCUUCUAGGCAACACCCUCAAGCUGCUCAUGUCGAUGAGCAACUGACCCGAUUGAGAUCUUCUGAAGCAGCUACAAGCUCUUCUAUAUGCCAAAGACUUAGUAACCUUCAAGAUUUACAUGAAUCUCUAGAGAAGCUUCUUCGCUUGCCCGUCAAACAACAUGCUCUUUCUCAAGAGCAUAUUGAGAGGCUUCUUGAUGGAUCCAUCAAGAUCUUAGAUUUAUGCAACAUCGCCAGGAAUGGUUUGUCGCAGAUGAAAGAGAGUCUCAAGGAGGUCCAAUCAGUUCUACGAAGAAAGCGUGGAGAUCUAUCAACUGAAGUCAAGAAAUACUUGGCCUCAAGAAAGUUUCUUAAGAAGUCAUUCCAAAAAGUACUCAAGAAUUUGAAAACCGGCCAAAGCAACGAAGAGUCUUUGGCUGUCUUCGGAGAAGCAGAAGCCAUAACAAUUGCUUUGUUUGAAUCUCUAUUUACCUUCAUGUCUGGAUCAAAGGGUUGUGGAAAAUGGUUAGUAGUCUCAAAGAUGAUGAGCCAAAACAAAGCUACAUGUGAAGCUGAAGCAAAUGAAUUCACAAGAGUGGACCUGGAGUUCCAAUCCGAGAAGUCAUUGAAGGUGGAGGAUGUGCAGAUCCUAGAGUCAUGCAUUGAAGAUCUUGAAGAUGGAAUUGAGUCACUCUCUAAAUCAUUGAUCAAAUACAGAGUCUCAAUUCUUAACAUCUAA
Messenger RNA from Arabis nemorensis, 753 nucleotides. The record is from the annotation of a GenBank genome assembly. Lineage: Eukaryota; Viridiplantae; Streptophyta; Magnoliopsida; Brassicales; Brassicaceae.